Messenger RNA from Bombina bombina (fire-bellied toad), 1183 nucleotides. RefSeq lists its product as uncharacterized. The transcript has 2 exons. Lineage: Eukaryota; Metazoa; Chordata; Amphibia; Anura; Bombinatoridae. The record is from RefSeq and is a predicted model, not a curated record. Bases 89 to 790 code for a protein of 233 amino acids.
UACUUCUACCCCGAUUGGGGGCGGCAGUCAAGGGGGACACACGGCUGGCCUGGAUACUCCCCUCUCGUUUGUUUCUCCCCCACAGGACAUGGUGCCUACACCGCAGAGGACAGAGGGCCCGGGUACAACGGGAGUAGGACUAUCUGUACAGCCAGCAGGCGGAUCAGUGGCAGCUGCACCAGGAACAUCUACCCCGUCAACAUCGGCAGUUGGUGUGGCUACAGGUCCUUCUCGUAUCUGGAUAAUAGGGCACUCCUACGUGCACUGGGCGGCACUGAAGGCCCAUUCUCUUCCUGAGGGGCAGCAGUUGGGGAUUCCGACGUCUCAGGCAUCAAUACGGUGGUUGGGCCGUAGAGGCUUACAGUGGGAUGGUUUGCCUGCCCUCCUCCAGAAUGCCAGACAUCGAUGGGGACAGCCCCACAUCAUCCUCCUUCACAUGGGGGGAAACGAUAUAGGGAGUGCACCUGCUCUAGAUCUCAUCAAUGCGAUGAGGUCGGAUGUCAAGUGGAUCUGUACCACGUUUCCGGGGGUUAGGCUGGCCUGGUCCAACAUAAUCCCCCGGCUGCGUUGGAGAUAUUUCCCCACACCGAGGAUAGCAUAUAGGGUUAGGAAAAAAGUUAACAGGGAGCUGGGUAGAGCAGUAAUAGAGGUAGGGGGUUUUGUGGUCCGCCAUGAACUGAUCUCAGCGGACAAAAAAGGGCUGUAUCGCCCGGACGGGGUGCACCUGUCCGACGAAGGGCUGGCGAUCUUCCUGGUGGACCUCAAAACGGCUCUGGUUAGUAAUAUUUAGCGGGUGGCGGCAAGAGCCCGGUUUAUGUGGGAGUGCCUGUCUCUUGUGGCGGGAGGUCGUAGCCAUCAACAAUUGAGGGCGGAGUCUGUAGAGGUGACAGUCGGGCUAAUGGGCGGGGGUGAUGUCCUCAGGUCGUGACCUGGGGGGCCCCGCCCCGCGGGUCUGCUGGCUGAAGAUCCUUUAGGACGUCCGCGCCUACUAGACGGAAUGGGGUGGGGCCACAUUUGUGCCCACCCUUGGCAUUUGCUAUUCCACGACAUCUGGCUGCGACCUCUUGUCAUAUGGAGCUAAUAGUUUACUAGGCCUCGAAUGCCGCCACAAGUUAAAUAUUUGAAUGACUUCCGUUGAAGUCAAGUUAAUAAAUGUGACCAUCGUUAUGGUCUUUAAAUCCCA